AUGGCGAUAUCGAGCCCGGGGCGGCAGGAAAAGUUCCAGCCGCCAUCAAAGAAACUCUCGAGGAGUAGCACCGGCAGCAGAAGCAGACAGACGCCCAUUUUCUACAGAAGAAAGGGUGGUGGCGGAAUGACGGAGAGUGGUGAUGAAGAACCGUAUUCUCCAAAAGUAACCUGCAUUGGGCAGGUCCGACCUAGAAAAUCCGGCGGGCGCCGCCGCCGGUGCUGGUUCUGGGGGAGAAUUCUGUGGAGGCGAAGGGGUUUGAGAAGGGUUUUGUAUAAAUGGGCAGUGUUUUUGAAGUGCAAGAAAGUUGAUGCAGUUGCAGAGGAUUGUUUAAGAAAGUUGGAGGCUCCGCCGAGGAAUGGAUUGAUGAUGUCAAGAAUCCCACAAGAGACCUUCCAGAAUGUUGGAGCUUUGAUUGUGCACCCUUUGAUGCUCACUAGGUGUAAAUCGGAACCUGCAAGAAUUAGCUACACACAGGUUUCAUUUAAAUAUAUACAUACUGAUACUGUGUAA
Molecule: messenger RNA, 513 nt
Organism: Salvia miltiorrhiza (redroot sage)
Lineage: Eukaryota; Viridiplantae; Streptophyta; Magnoliopsida; Lamiales; Lamiaceae
Exons: 1
Coding region: 1-513 (170 amino acids)
Source: RefSeq, a predicted model, not a curated record